AUGCGCCUUCUAUACGCCAAGACAUACGAGCUCCAUGAAUUCUUCGCCGGGGACGUGCCGCCCUACGCGAUCCUGUCGCACACGUGGGCCGACGAUGAAGUGACCUACCACGACAUCAAGAACAUCACCGGCUGGGCCAAGCCGAAGAAAGGGUUCCCCAAGAUUCAGUGGGCGUGCCAGGAAGCGACGGUCAAGGGCAUCGACUACGUCUGGGUCGACACGUGCUGCAUAGACAAGUCGAGCAGCGCCGAGCUCAGCGAGGCCAUCAACUCGAUGUACCAGUGGUAUCGUGACGCGCAGGUCUGCUACGCCUACCUCGAGGAUUUUCCGGCGCAGGACCAGCCGGUUAAGGCAGUCGAACCGGGCCAGGUCAGAAAGGUGGACUACACCGUCUUCCGGCAGUGUCGCUGGUUCACGCGGGGCUGGACGCUGCAGGAGCUCUUGGCGCCGCCGCUCGUCAAGUUCUUCUCGUCCAACUGGGUGUCGAUCGGCUCGAUAGGCGUGGGCCGGUCCAAGGCGGCGAGCGGCAAGAUCACGGACGCGCUGACGGGCGCGACGGGCAUCGACGGUGCCUACCUCACGCACAGCCUGCCCCUCGAGGAUGCGAGCGUCGCGACCAAGAUGUCGUGGGCGUCGCGGCGAACGUGCACGCGCGUCGAGGACACGGCCUAUUGCCUGCUGGGCCUCUUCGGCAUCAACCUGCCGCUGCUCUACGGCGAGGGCAAGCGGGCCUUUCAGCGGCUGCAGGAGGAGAUUUGGCGCGAGACGGACGACCACUCGCUGCUCGCGUGGACCGUCGCGCCCGGCGACCCGCGCGCCUGGUCGCUCGGCAGCGUCUUUGCCGAGUCGCCGCUUGACUUCCGCUUCGCCGGCGCCAUCGCCCGCACCGGCGACGAGCGCGGCGUGCCCUCGGCCAUGACCAAGAUGGGCCUCAAGCUCGACCUCGUCAGCGUGCCGCGGCCGCACCCCGAGACGUCGUUCCUGUUCGGCCAGCCGACGCAUACGCUGCUGCUCAACUGCCGCCUCGGUGACCGUCGCCUUGCCGUGCUCGCGCUGCUGGAUCUGCCGGACGGGCCGUUUGAGAGGCCCUACACACUGUUCACGCGCAUCGCGACACCGAGUCAAGUUCGCGAGUCGCUACCGGAGCGGGGUUCGGACACGUCUGAUGGCAUGCCGCGAGACGUGCACGAAGGGGCGGAACUCGACACGGUCAUCGUGCGCAAGAAUGUCACGGGACGCCGCAAGGCCGUGCUGCACCUCGAGCCGGGCCACGCCGAGGUCAUGCUGCACGGCAUGCUGCUCGACGAAUUCCACUUGAGCUCCCACUUUGACGCCCUUGACACGUCGAUACCGGUCUCUGCCAAGUACAGCUACAAGGCCGCGCAGACCAUCGCCAUCCAGGGCGGCAACGACAUGUGCCAGCCGCUGACGCACCUCGAGUGCCUGCUGGUGCCGAGGGCCAGCGUUGGCAGCGAGGGCAACACUCGCGAGCUGAUUGUGCUGAGCUGCGUCAUUGGCAUGCCUGGCGUCGGCGACCGCGCAGGGUGGAAGAUUGCCAUGGCGUUCAGCCGGUUUUGUUUCGAGGAUGGGUCGCAUCAAUUCUACAGUGGUGUUGAUUCAGAUGCGGCGAGGGCUUUGCCUGAAAAGUCACGAGAGGAUGCAGGGCCCGAGGCGCCGGAUCUCUUCUUGAUGGACGUCACGCCUGAAGCCCCUUGCGAUGGGAUGGAUCUUGAGGGCCUGGCCUUCCAACGGUUCCGACAAAGCCUGACGGGUCAUUUCAGUCGCAUACAGAAGAGGGCGGUCAACAUCCGAGGUCUGCUGACGACGGCGAGGAUUGAAGUCAAUGGGAAGGGUACGCUGGUGGCCCAGCUCUACCGAGAUGGGGAUCGGGGGGCCGAGACACACACGCCCGAGGGUCGGCACGGGUUUACGGUCCUCCUUUCGUUGGAGAGUCAAGGAACGGCGGCUGCAUAA
Molecule: messenger RNA, 1974 nt
Organism: Verticillium alfalfae VaMs.102
Lineage: Eukaryota; Fungi; Ascomycota; Sordariomycetes; Glomerellales; Plectosphaerellaceae
Product: HET domain-containing protein
Exons: 1
Coding region: 1-1974 (657 amino acids)
Source: RefSeq, a predicted model, not a curated record